Molecule: messenger RNA, 1122 nt
Organism: Penicillium argentinense
Lineage: Eukaryota; Fungi; Ascomycota; Eurotiomycetes; Eurotiales; Aspergillaceae
Product: class I SAM-dependent methyltransferase
Exons: 3
Coding region: 1-1122 (373 amino acids)
Molecular function (GO): methyltransferase activity
Source: RefSeq, a predicted model, not a curated record
AUGGAAGACAAAUACCUACAACCGGAGGUCCCCGGCGCCCGCGACUCUGACGAGGAUUCAGAUGGCGCAUCAAUAAAAUCAACCCGCUCCUGCGCCUCCACCACCCUCCCGCAAAUCCACGAAAACGGCCGCCGCUACUGCUCAACUGUCUACUUCAUGCCAAACGACGAAACCGAACUAACCCGCCUAAACAUAACACACCAAAUCUACCUAAUCCUGCUAGACGGGUGCCUAACAACAGUACCCUUCAACCCGAAAUCGACACCGCGGAUUUUAGAUGUCGGCACGGGACCAGGCGACUGGGCCAUCGAGAUGAGCGCCGAGUUUCCGAACGCCGAGAUCAUCGCGUCGGAUAUUGGGGUCUUCGACUCUGGUCUGGGCCAUCUCUCGCUGCCGAAUGUUGAUUUUCAACUUGCGGAUGCACAGUCUGAGUGGACGUACCAUAGUCCUUUUGAUCUUGUUCAUAUACGGGGUUUAUCGGGUGCGUUUUUGGAUUGGGGACGUAUCUAUCGACAGGCGUUUGCUCAUUUGAAGCCGGGGGGUUAUAUUGAGGUUGCGGAUUCGGAUCCGGCGGGGGAGACUAUUUCGUUUGGCGAGAACACCCAUUCUGAAAAUUCUUGUUUAAAGGAGUAUACGUCCACCCUCCGCGAAAUUGCAAAAGAAGCAGGGUACCCGCGAGACCUGGAGCACCUGCAAACAUCCGCAUUGUCAGCGGCCGGCUUCGUCGAUGUGCGCGUGCUCGAGCGCACGAUUCCGAUCGGUCUCUGGCCGGAAGAUGACCAAGAAAAGACACUGGGAAAGAUGGCGCUGAUUGCGCUGCUGGAGGGGUUGGAGGCGUAUGCAUUGCGACCCUUAACCGCGUCCGGAAGGUAUACGUCUGAUGAAGCGAGACAGCUUUGUGAGAGGGUGCAGGAGGAAGUGCUGGGCAGUUCGGGGUUGAGGAUUACGGUUAAGAUUGUUACUGGCCGGAGACCUGCUUCUUAUGCGCAGAAGAGGCAGGAUGUGCUGGCGAGGGCUAUGGCGAAGGCGAAGGUUAUUAAGGAGAAGGAUGGAUUUCCUGGGGCGGGAGGGGGAAAGAGGAUUGGGAUUUUCCUGGAGAAAAAGAGGAAGGGAAGGUGGUAA